Molecule: messenger RNA, 1038 nt
Organism: Owenia fusiformis
Lineage: Eukaryota; Metazoa; Annelida; Polychaeta; Sabellida; Oweniidae
Source: the annotation of a GenBank genome assembly
CCUACAGUGGAUGGUUGCACGACCAAGGCCAUGAUGACUAAGUUGUCUACUACGCUGUCUUAGCAAGAAUGAUGCCACUGUUGUGGUGUCUGUAUCAACUAUCAAUUUAUUUCUGUGUCAAUGUCGAUGCACACUUCUGUCUUGUAUCAAUAUUUUGGUUUUCUCCAAUGUUUUCGUUACUCUUUCAAUGUUUCUGUUGUUUUAAUCUGAUGCUGACACCAAAUCAAUAUGAUUUUGAUAUAAUGUAUAUCUAUGUUCAACUUUGUCACUGUUAAUAUGUUUCUAUUUUUAGUAUGUGGUCAAUGCCAGUUUUAUGUACAGUUUCUUAUUCAAAGUUUCUUCUUGGUAUAUAAUAUAGCUAUGCAUACACUCCAAAUUCACAACAAUUAAAUUAUUAUAUUAAAGUUAAAUAAAUAAAUAAAAUAAAUAGAAUAAAUAAAGCUUCAAUUCAUCAAAGUGUCACAUAUGUCACUUAUAAACUAUAGUCUAAUGUCACACAUUUCAACAAUGAUGUCACACAUUUCUCUACUGAUGUCACACAUUUCUCUUAAAGUGUCACAAUCUGCUCCCAAUACCAUACUGUUAACUACCUACGGAAUGCCUGCCCUAUGUUCCCUAUGUAUUGAGGUGUUCCCAAAAUCACAUCAAAGUGUUCAGUGUUCACAAACUCACUACCAAUAUCAUAAUGUCACAAUUGUGAUAUCAUAUGCAACUGUUCCAUCUUCUCUUCACUUGAAGGCACUCAUAUAUGUACAGUGCAGCAUCAUUUAUGAGCUGACAUGUGUGCUCCUACUAUAAACAUCUUCCAGUUAUAUUGCACUUCUUGGCGAUGUACUUCAGGGCUCACUAUAGUUUGCUGCACCACCGAGUGUCAGCACUGCACCAAUGUACAUGAAGGUUACCCGCCGGUGCCUCUAGCUCCUAUGAGGCCUUGCCGGCUAAGAUGGAUUCGACAGCCGUAAUCCCCGGAAAAAACAGACUUGUAAAAGUUCCUUUGGAAUGUUAGGAGCCUACCAAGCUCUUGCAAGCUGACUACUG